Messenger RNA from Saitoella complicata NRRL Y-17804, 3359 nucleotides. RefSeq lists its product as uncharacterized. Lineage: Eukaryota; Fungi; Ascomycota; Saitoellomycetes; Saitoellales; Saitoellaceae. Gene Ontology annotation, biological process: cytoskeleton organization. Gene Ontology annotation, cellular component: mitotic actomyosin contractile ring, proximal layer; plasma membrane; cell division site. The transcript is spliced from 3 exons. The record is from RefSeq and is a predicted model, not a curated record. Gene Ontology annotation, molecular function: protein binding; phospholipid binding. The coding region runs from base 77 to 3253 and encodes 1058 amino acids.
AAGCAGAACAAGCAGCGAAGCAUAUACUCGAUAGAACGGAAUUUUCACUACUGUUACGACUGGCGGAUGAGAUAGGAUGAUAAGCGAUCCCGUUGUUACUUCGUUCGCGAACGCGUUCUGGGGAAGAGAGGACAAAGGCGUCGAUGUGCUGCUAUCGCGUAUGAGCGAUGCGAAGCAAACAUGUGAAGAGCUCCGAGCGUUCUACAAGGAGAGAGCUGCGAUCGAGGAAGAUUACGCAAAACGACUUUCGAAGCUCGCAAAGCAACCACUCGGCUCACGUGAAACCGGUACUCUAAAGGAAAGUCUGGAUACGGUGCGCUCUGAGAUCGAGUCUAUGGGAGUUGUGCAUACAGCCAUCGGUGUCCAGUAUCGCGGUGAACUCGAAGAUGCGCUCACCCAGUUCGCAGGCGCCAUCCGAGAGCGCCGAAAGAUCAUCCAGAACAAUAUCGAUAAACUCCACAGGCUCAAGCUAACGCAACAGAAGGCUUUGACGCAAGCGAAGGAGAAGUACGAGUCGGAUUGUAUGAAGGUGAAGGGAUACUUGGCGCAGAGCAACCUGUUGAUCGGGAAAGAGCUGGAUAAGAAUCAGAUGAAGAUGGAGAAGGUUCAGGCUUCGGUACAAAUCAGCGAGAAGGAAUACCAGAUGGCGGCUAAGGUGCUGGGUGAGACGACCGACAAAUGGAACAGGGAAUGGAAGGCUGCAUGUGACAAGUUCCAGGACUUGGAGGAGGAGCGAAUCGAUUUCAUUAAGGCCAACCUGUGGACGUUUGCCAACAUCACUUCAACGGUGUGUGUCAGCGACGACGAGUCAUGCGAGAAGAUUCGUGUAUCCUUGGAGAAAUGCAAUACGGCGAACGAUAUUCAGGGCUACAUCCAAACGAACGGUACAGGUGCGGAGAUCCCUGUCGCUCCUAAAUUUCAGGACUUCGGUGCCUCUGGCCCCAUGCCGUACGAUGAGGCUAUCGAGAUCGCCAACUUCUCCCGAGGUGGAGACAGCACCACCAAUCUUGCUGCGAACGCUGGACGUCAACCACCAAGAUCACGAUCCAUGGCUCAGGAAGAAAUCCAACAGAUGCAACAAUCCUCUCGGGACAUUACGCCAACACCUCAGCAACCGACACGCAGCCAGUCCGCCGCUGUCCGCGAUUCGGAGGUUCGCCCAAGUCCCAUGCGUAACAGUUCGAUUAUGAGCCAGCACAAGGUUCCAGUCAACGACUUCCCUCCCGAUGGUAUCACUCAGUUCUGCCGGACAGAUUCUGUGUAUUCGAGCCCAUCGACUGGACGAACCGCACCUGGAUCGCCAACACCAAGCUCUGUAUACUCCCACCCUACAACUAUUUCCGACGGCUCGGACGCUUGGGGUGCAAAUCAAACCACACCCCGGAAACCGGCGCCGAACGCGGCGAAUAGGCUGUCGCAGUAUGCUUCGACGCAACCUCCAGCAGGACCUGUCUACCCGCAGUCUCGUGCAGCAAGGAAGUCCUUCAGUGAAAAACGCACGUCAACUCUGGGCGUACCGAACUUCGGAAGACAUCCAACGAUCCCCAGCGGUGAGGAAGUUGAUCCGAAGGCGGACGUCAUGCUCCAGAUUGGCGACAACACCUUCGAGCUUGAGAAAUCUCGCAACACCAACAUGUUGGACGAGAAGCGUCGAUCGCAAUUGGUGGACCGUGACUCGAAGAACUUGGACCCUAUUGCUGCUGCACUGGCUGAGUUGAAGGGUACCUCGUCGAAGACUGGCAGGACUGCUGCGGAUAGGUACUAUGGUCUCAAAUCGAGCACUCCAUCAAUCGCAUCGCAGCCUAAUAACUCCGCGAUCACUGAGCAGAGCCAAGCUUUGCUCCGGUCAAUGGCAGUUGAGUCCGCUCCUUUGCCUGCGGCUAUCGCGGAUACUAUGGGCACUCCCAUCGAUGAGAAGAUGGGCGGUCUCAACAUUCGUGAAACUACCACGCCUACACCUCCGCCAAGCUACGACAACUUCAACGUGUCACCGACAAGGAAGCCCAUUGCUCCCGCUAACGGCGUCUCACAGCGCCGUGGCACUCUUGGUGCACCCCCGGCAGCUGUCACCUCCCAGGAGAUGAACGACACCCGGAAGUACUUUUCUGCUAAGACCACGCAGAUGUUCGAUCAACGCAACGAUAACCGCAGAUCUCUACCGGAUAUGAGCGGUCUUUCUGUGGGUAACCGUAAGAGUAUGGGUAACCUCCGUCAGCCUGAGCAGCCGAGAUCAAGAUCCCCCGCACCGGAUCCUCGUGAUGCGUAUGCUCGACCACCAGGUGAUAUCAGACGAGCAAUGUCACCUGGAUCUGGCGGACGGCCACAGCCAAGUGGUAUGCAGAUGCCGCCGAGAUCCCCUAGUCCUAGACCCCAGGUUCACGGCGAUCCAGGGUAUGGUUACAGGAGUACUUCGCCGGCACCGGGAGCAUACAGAAGCGCUUCGCCAGCGCCGCAAAACUAUACGAGUGCAUCACCUGCUCCUCCGGGUGCUUACCCCGGUACCUACAGAAGCACAUCGCCCGCUCCGUAUGCCCAGGGUGUAUAUCGCUCCGUGUCGCCAGCGCCGAUGGCUCGGCCUGGUUACCGGAGUGCCUCACCCAACCCUCAGAUGGGAAGAUCUGCUUCGCCUCGUCCGAUGACUGGUGGUCAGGAGUAUUAUGACCAGCAGGCCAGGUAUGGACGCUCGGCAAGUCCUCGACCGGACAUCCCCCGCGCACUCAGCCCUGGUCCAUACCGGGCCGGUAGCCCCUCGCCUCAGAAGUCAUCACGCCCUGUGAGUGGCAACUAUGCUGGCAUAUAUAUUGACCCUCGAGGCAGCGGAUAUCGAUCGGGACCUCCACAGAGUCAAUCUUACUCCGCGGGCUUGGAUCAGUACGCCGAUGGACGUGAUGCGGCUCAUGGUGGUGGUUACAGGCAAAAGAGCAGACCAGUAAGCUCGGGUGCACCUAUGCAUGACCGCCGGGCACCUCCAAACGGUCAGGGUACCUAUCCUAGAUCACGGAGUAAGAGUGUUGUGGAGCCGAGUAGACAGGGUGGUCAGUUCACGGAUGACGGACAGGAGAUCAUUGGUUAUGUGCGCGCGUUAUACGACUACAAGGCGGCUAUGGCGGAGGAGCUUGGGUUCAAUAAGAACGAUGUGUUGAUGGUGCUCCGGAAGCAACCGGAUGGAUGGUGGGAAGGUGAGGUGGUAGAGCCGACGAGGAAGAGGGAGAGAGGGUUGUUCCCAAGCAAUUACUGUGCACCGGUUCGGUAAAAGGGUAUGGACGGAGUUUCAGAUAGGCCUAUAUGUAUUCGGGAUUGAUAGGAUGAAUCUUCUUGCACUUCCAUUGGGUAUCACUGGUAUAUCUCUCAUGUACUUC